AUGCGCAUCAAACAUACCUGUGCAAUCCUCUCGCUCUCUCUGAGCUCCGUCUUCGCCGCACCAAUGCCAAACGGGGACGUUGCGAAGCCCGACUACCAGUACCUUGUGAAGAAAGGCGUCGAAGAUGUCGCCAAGCCUGACUACCAGUACUUAGUCAAGAAGCACGAAGAAGAUGUAGCAAAACCCGACUACCAAUACUUGGUCAAGAAGCACGAAGAGGAUGUGGCCAAGCCAGAUUACCAGUAUCUCGUGAGGAAGGGCGCUGGAGAGGAUGUCGCAAAACCGGAUUAUCAAUACCUGGUGUGA
This is a messenger RNA of Cercospora beticola, 306 nucleotides long. RefSeq lists its product as uncharacterized. Lineage: Eukaryota; Fungi; Ascomycota; Dothideomycetes; Mycosphaerellales; Mycosphaerellaceae. The record is from RefSeq and is a predicted model, not a curated record.